Molecule: messenger RNA, 1323 nt
Organism: Verruconis gallopava
Lineage: Eukaryota; Fungi; Ascomycota; Dothideomycetes; Venturiales; Sympoventuriaceae
Product: D-tyrosyl-tRNA(Tyr) deacylase, variant
Exons: 3
Coding region: 300-989 (229 amino acids)
Biological process (GO): tRNA metabolic process
Cellular component (GO): cytoplasm
Molecular function (GO): D-tyrosyl-tRNA(Tyr) deacylase activity
Source: RefSeq, a predicted model, not a curated record
AGCCGUACUUCAAGCCUUCGAAAUUCGCCUUAUGUUCGAGUCGUCAUAUCCGAACAUGGUCUUCCCUUGGCUCUCUAGCUUGCAGCUGAAUGUCAAGUAUUUAUCGUUGCUUUGAACUUUCCCUAUUCUUCUUGCUCUAUUUGUAACAAGAUGUGUCGCUCAACUAGCGCACCCUAGAAGUCGCAGGCUACGCCACAAGGCGUAUCAAACACCACCCCGCUAACACAACUCGAUACUACCCUUCUUACCCACAGUAGCUUACCCAUCUACAUCGCACAACAUCACUUAGUCCUUGGAGUAUGAAAGUCGUCCUGCAGCGCGUUAAAUCCGCGUCUGUAUCUGUCGAUGGAAAGCUCAUAGCGUCGAUCGGCAAGGGCGUCCUUGCACUUGCUGCGGUGGGCAAGGACGACACUAUCCAGGAUUCAGAGAGAGCAGCGGGUAAGCUUCUGAACAUGAAGCUGUGGGAUGAUGAGAGUGGUGGUAGGUGGAAGAAGAGCGUGAAGGACGUCGGCGGCGAAGUUCUUUGCAUUUCGCAAUUCACCCUCUUUGCCUCUACCAACAAGGGUAACAAGCCUAGUUUUCACAAAUCUGCAGACGCUGAAAAAGGACGGGAGUUGUAUACGGCUUUCUUUACUGAGGUGCAGAAGCAGUAUGAUCAGGACAAGGUUAAAGAUGGAGUUUUUCAGGCAAUGAUGGAUGUCGCCCUCGUCAACGACGGUCCUGUAAGUGAGAAUAGUGCUAGCCCCCUGGAUGAAGAGACGCCGUUAUGUGCUUCCGGUGAGCUGAGAGAUCGUGGGGAUGCAUCGGAUGCAGAUCAAAAUCUGCGGACUGAGGACAUUCCUGUGACGAACGAAAACCCGCCACCAGAGAAUGGGCAGCCACGCUCGCAAUCGGAUGCCGAUAACAUGGCAGACAGACUCACCAAACUUCCGCCGCUGGGCAUAAAGUACAUAUGCGAGCACGAAGCUGUGAGCCCCCCUUCAGUUUGAACUUGUUCUGAUGGUGUGAGACAGGUUACGCUGAUACUGAACACGGCGACAGGUAACUCUGGAGAUUGAUACAAAUCCAGGACCUAUAGAUGUACCAAGCGAUAUGCAAAAAGUUAAGGUACAAGGAAAUAUGUCUGUUGAUGAGCUUGCUCAGAUUGUUAAAGAGAUGACGUAUGACUUCAAUCUGUCGCCCGAGCUCAUGGAGUGACGCAAACGCACUUGCCAUAUUUAUUACUAGUAUAUAGACAAUAGAGAGUUCAGACGUAUCGUGGCAUGUAAGGAUGUUGUUUUCUGUGAUUAUUCCUCCACCACAUCUCGGCUUGUCUAAGCUGCA